UUGUUUUUUUUCUGAGACAAAGUCUUGCACUGUGGCCCAGGCUGGAGUGCAGUGGCGCCAUCUCGGCUCACUGCAAGCUCCGCCUCCCAGGUUCGCACCAUUCUCUUGCCUCAGCCUCCUGAGUAGCUGGGACUACAGGCUCCCGCCACCACGUCCAGCUAAUGUUUUGUACUUUUAGUAGAGAUGGGGUUUCACUGUGUUAACCAGGAUAGUCUCGAUCUCCUGACCUCAUGAUCCACCCACCUCGGCCUCCCAAAGUACUGGGAUUACAGGUGUGAGCCACUGUGCCCGGCCCUGAUAGCCAAUGAGAUUUUUUGUCGUUGUUCUUGUAUCAUUACAGAUUCAUGGCCUUUUAUAGCUAAAUUUCUCUUUCUCCCGACUCUGUAUAAACUUCUUUGUUUUAGAGUGUGCACAACCCUCUAUCAAAGCACCUACCACCUCACUUUUACAUCUUCUGCAUGUAUUUCUGUCUUCCUUGCUAGACUGUGAGCACAUCUGGGACAGGGACCAUGUCUUUUUUUGUUUAUUUUGUUUUGUUUUGUUUGAGACAGAGUCUCGCUCUGUCGGCCAGGCUGGAGUGCAGUGGCAUGAUCUUGCUAUAAUAACCUCCACCUCCCAGGUUCAAGAGAUUCUCCUGCCUCAGCCUCCCAAGUAGCUGGAAUUACAUGUGCAUGCCACCAUGCCCAGUUAAUUUUUGUAUUUUGAGUAGAGACAGGGUUUCACCAUGUAGGUGAGGCCGAUCUCGAACUCCUGACCUCAGGUGAUCCACCUGCCUCAGCCUCCCGAAGUGCUGGGAUUACAGGUGUGAGCCACCACGCCUGGCUGGGACCCUAUCUUGAUUGUCUUUGUAGCUUCAGUGUUUGGUGCAGUGCCUCCCACUGUUUCUUUUCACCUUUGAGAUCUUCCCUCUUUGUUACUGUGAUCUUCCCUACUGGUCUUUGUUCUUCUGAGUCUGUCCCUAUCCCCGCCCCAGCCUAAGCUAGAUGUGGGCUGUCCUACUUGUGUUUCUCUCACAGACUGUGUACGGUGCCCUGGGCCUGAGGGAUGCCUGCCGCUCCCUGCCGCAGUCCAUCCAGCUCUUUCGGGACAUUGCCCAAGAGUUCUCUGAUGACCUGCACCAUAUUGCCAGCCUCAUUGGGAAAGUAGUGGACUUUGAGGGCAGCCUUGCUGAAAAUCGCUUCACAGUCCUCCCCAACAUAGAUCCUGAAAUUGAUGAGAAAAAGCGAAGACUGAUGGGACUUCCCAGUUUCCUUACUGAGGUUGCCCGCAAGGAGCUGGAGAAUCUGGACUCACGUAUUCCUUCAUGCAGUGUCAUCUACAUCCCUCUGAUUGGCUUCCUUCUUUCUAUUCCUCGCCUGCCUUUCAUGGUAGAGGCCAGUGACUUUGAGAUUAAUGGACUGGACUUCAUGUUUCUCUCAGAGGAGAAGCUGCACUAUCGUAGCGCCCGAACCAAGGAGCUGGAUGCAUUGCUGGGGGACCUGCACUGUGAGAUCCGGGACCAGGAGACGCUGCUGAUGUACCAGCUGCAGUGCCAGGUGCUGGCACGAGCAGCUGUCUUAACCCAAGUAUUGGACCUUGCCUCCCGACUGGACGUCUUGCUGGCUCUUGCCAGUGCUGCCCGGGACUAUGGCUACUCAAGGCCACGUUACUCCCCUCAGGUCCUUGGGGUACGAAUCCAGAAUGGCAGACAUCCUCUGAUGGAACUCUGUGCCCGAACUUUUGUGCCCAACUCCACAGAAUGUGGUGGGGACAAAGGAAGGGUCAAAGUCAUCACUGGACCCAACUCAUCAGGGAAGAGCAUAUACCUCAAACAGGUAGGCUUGAUCACAUUCAUGGCCCUGGUAGGCAGCUUUGUGCCAGCAGAGGAGGCUGAAAUUGGGGCAGUAGAUGCCAUCUUCACACGAAUUCAUAGCUGUGAAUCCAUCUCACUUGGCCUCUCCACCUUCAUGAUCGACCUCAACCAGGUGGCAAAAGCAGUGAACAAUGCCACUGCACAGUCACUGGUCCUCAUUGAUGAAUUUGGAAAGGGAACCAACACGGUGGAUGGACUCGCGCUUCUGGCCGCUGUGCUCCGACACUGGCUGGCACGUGGACCCACAUGCCCCCACAUCUUUGUGGCCACCAACUUUCUGAGCCUUGUCCAGUUACAGCUGCUGCCACAAGGGCCCCUGGUGCAGUAUUUGACCAUGGAGACCUGUGAGGAUGGCAACGACCUUGUCUUCUUCUAUCAGGUUUGCGAAGGUGUUGCAAAGGCCAGCCAUGCUUCCCACACAGCUGCCCAGGCUGGGCUUCCUGACAAGCUUGUGGCUCGUGGCAAGGAGGUCUCAGACUUGAUCCGCAGUGGAAAACCCAUCAAGCCUGUCAAGGAUUUGCUAAAGAAGAACCAAAUGGAAAAUUGCCAGACAUUAGUGGAUAAGUUUAUGAAACUGGAUUUGGAAGAUCCUAACCUGGACUUGAACAUUUUCAUGAGCCAGGAAGUGCUGCCUGCUGCCACCAGCAUCCUCUGAGAGUCCUUCCUGUGUCCUCCCCAGCCUCCUGAGACCCCAGUGGGCUGCCAUGCCCUCUUUGUUUCCUUAUCGCCUUCAGACCCAGAGUUUUUAGUUUCUCUAGAAAUUUUGUUUCAUAUUAGGAAUAAAGUUUAUUUUGAAGAAA
Molecule: messenger RNA, 2652 nt
Organism: Mandrillus leucophaeus (drill)
Lineage: Eukaryota; Metazoa; Chordata; Mammalia; Primates; Cercopithecidae
Product: mutS protein homolog 5
Exons: 13
Coding region: 984-2507 (507 amino acids)
Biological process (GO): mismatch repair; chiasma assembly
Cellular component (GO): nucleus
Molecular function (GO): ATP binding; ATP-dependent DNA damage sensor activity; mismatched DNA binding
Source: RefSeq, a predicted model, not a curated record